This is a messenger RNA of Dentiscutata heterogama, 574 nucleotides long. NCBI's taxonomy places the organism in Eukaryota, Fungi, Glomeromycota, Glomeromycetes, Diversisporales, Gigasporaceae. The record is from the annotation of a GenBank genome assembly.
AUGUCCACAAACGGUACAGGGAAAACAAGAGAAGCUAUUCGACGUAAAUUAGUCAUUGUUGGAGACGGGGCUUGUGGGAAAACUUCUUUAUUAUCGGUUUUUACAUUAGGCUACUUCCCAAAGGUUCCAACUGUAUUUGACAAUCGGGUUACAGAUCUCAAAAUUGACGGAAAACCUAUACAGCUAGCAUUAUGGGAUACAGCUGGACAAGAAGAAUAUGAGCGUUUAAGACCUCUUUCCUAUUCUAAGGCACAUGUCAUUCUGAUUGCUUUUUCGGUUGACCUACCAGAUUCAUUAGAAAAUGUUGCUGCUAAGUGGAUUGGUGAGGUCACGUCUCAUUGUCCAAAUAUUCCUAUAAUUUUGGUGGGAUUAAAAAAGGAUUUAAGAGAGAAUGAAUCCGUAAUAGCGGACAUGCAGAAAAGAGGUCUCUCCUUUGUCAGCCAAAAGCAGGGCGAACUUAUGGCAAAUCAAAUAGGUGCAAAGAAAUAUCUUGAAUGCUCAGCAUUGACCGGUGAAAACGUGGAUAACGUUUUUGAAGCUGCAUCGAGAGCAGCACUUUCGACACUUGACGAUG